This is a messenger RNA of Medioppia subpectinata, 688 nucleotides long. NCBI's taxonomy places the organism in Eukaryota, Metazoa, Arthropoda, Arachnida, Sarcoptiformes, Oppiidae. The record is from the annotation of a GenBank genome assembly.
AGUAUUCGCCGCGGGUAUGAGGUGUACAAACAGGUGUGCGCCGCCUGUCACGGCAUGAAGUACGUGUCCUAUCGGGAACUGGUGGGUGUGUCCCAUACGGAGGCCGAGGCCAAGCAGGAGGCCUCAGAGAGCCAAGUGCUGGACGGCCCGGACGACAAGGGGAAGAUGUUUCUACGGGCGGGCAAACUGUUCGACCGCUUCCCGUCGCCCCAUCCCAACGAAGAGGCCGCCCGCGCGGCCAACAACGGCGCCCUUCCGCCCGAUCUCAGCGUUAUUGUGCUCGCCCGAGACCGAGGCGAGGACUACAUAUUCUCGCUGUUGACCGGCUAUAUGGAAGCGCCAGCGGGUGUAGUGUUGGCCGACGGCAUGCACUUUAACCCAUACUUUGUGAGCGGUUCGGGCGCCAUAGGUAUGGCACAGGCGUUGUUCAGCGAUAUGAUUGAGUACUCAGACGGCACGCCCGCCACACAGAGCCAGUUGGCCAAAGAUGUGGUCACUUUCCUGUCGUGGGCGGCGCAGCCCGAGUACGAUAAACGCAAAAAGGCCACAAUUGAUGUGCUGCUAAUAAUGUUACCAAUGUUGGCACUGUUGUGGUACUGGAAUCGGCACUUGUGGUCGAAUAUCAAAACGCGUCAAAUACUGUUCAGAGAGACACCGAAACCGCCGAAGAAGUCUUAAUCGCCGCCAC